AUGCAACAAGAUAUCUGCAAGGAAACCGCUGAGGUUGCGAAACAGGCGGGCCGCGGUGCGAAGGUGAAGGAGCCGCGCCAGUCGCUAUCGCGAGAGAGUGGCGGGCGCACGACGACGCUUACCUGCGUGUGCGCGAUACACACGGCCCCUGCGCCACACCGCUCGCCGCGCGCGCAUAAGUGCACACCCCUGCACCAACAACUUAACAAAAUUACCCACAUUACAGUGAUAUUGUGA
Messenger RNA from Arctia plantaginis, 237 nucleotides. The record is from the annotation of a GenBank genome assembly. Lineage: Eukaryota; Metazoa; Arthropoda; Insecta; Lepidoptera; Erebidae.